Molecule: messenger RNA, 5115 nt
Organism: Passer montanus (Eurasian tree sparrow)
Lineage: Eukaryota; Metazoa; Chordata; Aves; Passeriformes; Passeridae
Product: 1-phosphatidylinositol 4,5-bisphosphate phosphodiesterase gamma-1-like
Exons: 30
Coding region: 520-4173 (1217 amino acids)
Biological process (GO): positive regulation of epithelial cell migration; phosphatidylinositol-mediated signaling; phospholipid catabolic process
Molecular function (GO): phosphatidylinositol-4,5-bisphosphate phospholipase C activity; protein binding
Source: RefSeq, a predicted model, not a curated record
CCCAGCCCCGCAUCCCACAUCCCUCCCCGCUGCUCCCCGAACCUUCCCCAGCGCCUCUCUCCACACCCCAUUCCCAGCCCCAUUCCCAACCCCGGCCCCGCUCGGCCCGGAGGCCGGGGAGAGGGAGGAGGAUUUUUGCCACCUCACCACCAUCACUUUUGGGGUGACUUGGCUUUUUUUUAAAAAAAAUUUUUAUUUUUUAUUGCCGGGCUGGAUUUUUUUCCUCCCCACAUCCAAAAACCCAUCCGCGAGCAAGGCCGGCGUUGUCUUUUCCCCCCCGCCGGAUCCAGCCUUGGUGACACGAAGGUCACGGCACCUCCAGCCCGGCCUUUUCCUCCCCUCUCCCUCCAAUCCCGGCUGCGUGUCCUGGCCCUGCUCCGCUCCUCCGUAGAGGAAACCCACGCCCGGGGCGAUCCCAGAAAAUCCCCAGGGGAAGCUUUCGGCCCUUUGGUUCCGUCCUCUCCUGCAUGAGACAAUCCCGGCCGAGCGGCUCCGCCGGGCGAUGGCCGAGCAGUGAAGAUGUCCAUGGCCAGGCUCAACAGCGUCAAUGGCUUCUUGGAGGACACCAGGAUGGAGCCGGGGGACAUGGGCAGGAUCCUGCGCUGCCUGGAGAUGGGCACCGUCCUCACCUUGUUCUACCAGAAGAAGUCGCAGAGGCCGGAGAGAAGGACCUUCCAGGUGAAGCUGGAGACUCGCCAGAUCAUCUGGAGCAGGACGCCCGAGAAGGUGGAGGGGGACAUCGACAUUCGGGAGAUCAAGGAGAUCCGCCUGGGGAAGAAUUCCCGGGAUUUCGAGCGCUACCCCGAGGACGCUCGCAAGCUGGACUUCACCAUGUGCUUCAUCAUCCUCUACGGGAUGGAUUUCAGGCUGAGGACGCUCAGCGUGGCUGCUUUCUGCGAGGAGGACAUCAACCUAUGGAUAACGGGGCUCAACUGGCUGGUGGCUGACACCCAGAGAGCCCAGACCCCACUGCAGAUCGAGAGGUGGCUACGGAAGCAGUUUGAUGGGAUGGAUCGGGCCAGGGAAGGCAGCAUCACAGUGAAGGACCUGAAGGCGAUGCUGCCCCAGGUCAACUACCGUGUUCCCAACAUGAGAUUCCUGCGGGAUAAACUCGUGGAAGUGGAAGCCAGGAAUGAGAUGACUUUCUCCCACUUCAUCCAGUUCUACAAAAACCUGAUGUUUGAUGCCCAGAAGUCGGUCAUUGAGCAGCUGGAACUCUCCUUCCCCUUGCGGAAUGUGGACCGCCCUGAGCUGUGCCAAGUGUCCCUCUACGACUUCCAGAAGUUCCUGCUGCAUGACCAGAAGGAAUCCUGGGCCAGUGACGUGGGUGUGGUGCGGGACUACAUGUGCUCCUACCUCAAGGAGAGCUCCAACGAAGCGUCGGAUCCCUCCUUCCAGCUGGAUGAGUUCCUCACAUACCUCUUCUCCAAGGAAAACAUGGUGAUGGAUGCUAAGUACGAGCGUGUGGUGCCUGAGGAGAUGAACCACCCCUUGUCCCAGUACUGGAUCUCCUCAUCCCACAACACGUACCUGACAGGAGACCAGUUCUCCAGUGAGUCCUCCCUGGAGGCGUACGCCCGGUGCCUGCGGAUGGGCUGCCGCUGUAUUGAGUUGGAUUGCUGGGAUGGCCCAGAUGAUCUCCCCAUCAUCUACCACGGCCACACACUCACCUCCAAGAUCAAAUUCCUGGAUGUGCUGCACACCAUCAAGGAGCACGCCUUCGUCACCUCUGAGUUCCCCAUCAUCCUCUCCAUCGAAGACCACUGCAGCAUUGUCCAGCAGAGGAACAUGGCCUGCCACUUCAAGAAGGUUUUUGGGGACAUGCUCCUCACCAAGCCAGUGGACAUCAAUGCUGAUGAGUUGCCUUCGCCCACCCAGCUCAAGAAGAAAAUCCUAAUCAAGCACAAGAAACUGGUCGAAGGGAACCUGUACGAGGAAGUCUCCACUGCCAGUUACUCUGAGAACGACAUCAGCAACUCCAUCAAGAAUGGAAUUCUCUACCUUGAAGACCCCAUCGACCAUACAUGGAGCCCUCAUUAUUUUGUCCUGACAAGCAACAAGAUUUACUACUCAGAGGAGACAUCCCGCUACCAGUUCAACGAGGAUGAAGAGGAGGUGGAGCAGAAGGAGGAGUUCAACAACAACGAGCUGCACUUCACGGAGAAGUGGUUCCACGGCAAGCUCGGGGGUGGCCGUGAUGGGCGGCAGAUUGCAGAGAAGCUGCUGCACGAGUACUGCACCGAGACCGGCGGCAAGGAUGGCACCUUCCUGGUGCGCGAGAGCGAGACCUUCGUGGGCGACUACACCCUCUCCUUCUGGAGGUCCAGCCGGGUGCAGCACUGCAGGAUCCACUCGAGGCAGGAGGCUGGGGCCACCAAGUUCUACCUGACGGACAACCUGGUCUUCGACAGCCUCUACAGCCUCAUCUGCCACUACCGGGAGGUGCCGCUGCGCUGCAACGAGUUCGAGAUGCGCCUCACUGACCCCGUCCCCCAACCCAAUGCCCACGAGAGCAAAGAGUGGUACCACGCCAGCUUGACGCGUCUCCAGGCCGAGCACAUGCUGAUGCGGGUCCCGCGGGAUGGAGCAUUCCUGGUGCGGAAGCGCAGCGAGCCCAACUCCUACGCCAUCUCCUUCCGCACGUGUCCCUCUUCCCGGUGUCCCCAGUGCACGGUGAAGGCUCUGUAUGACUACAAAGCACAACGGGAGGACGAGCUGUCAUUCUGCAAGCAGGCCAUCAUCCACAACGUGGACAAGCAGGACGGCGGCUGGUGGCGGGGGGACUACGGAGGCAAGAAGCAGCUCUGGUUCCCGGCCAACUACGUGGAGGAGAUCGUUGGCACCCAGGCACAGGAGCAGGAUGAGGCUUCAUCAGAAAACAGCCCCCUGGGGAACUUCCUGAAGGGCUUCAUUGAUGUCCCAUCCUGCCACGUCGUUAUCUCCAAAGACGGGAGGAGCUCCAAACCAUUUGUCUUCACCAUCCAUUCCCAGCAGAUGUCCCACGCAGCCCAGUCGCUGGAUGUGGCCGCAGACACACAGGAGGAACUCAGCGAGUGGGUGGCCAAGAUCCGGGAGGCCACGCAGAACGCCGACGCCAGGAUGCAAGAGGGGAAGAUCAUGGAGCGGAGGAAGAAGAUCGCCCUGGAGCUCUCGGAGCUGGUCGUGUAUUGCCGGCCGGUGCCAUUCGAUGAGGACAAGAUUGGCACGGACAAGGCGUGUUACCGGGACAUGUCCUCCUUCCCGGAGACCAAGGCGGAGAAAUACGCCAACCGCAGCAAGGGCAAGAAGUUCCUGCAGUACAACCGCCGCCAGCUGAGCCGCAUCUACCCCAAAGGACAGCGCUUGGACUCCUCCAACUAUGACCCACUGCCCAUGUGGAUCUGUGGGAGCCAACUCGUGGCCCUCAACUUCCAGACGCCCGACAAACCGAUGCAGCUGAACCAGGCGCUCUUCAUGCUCGGUGGCCGCAGCGGCUACGUCCUGCAGCCAGACAUCAUGAGGGACGAGACCUUUGACCCCUUCGACAAGAACAGCCUGAAGAUUGUGGAGCCCAUCACAGUCCAGCUGCAGAUCCUCGGUGCCCGGCACCUGCCCAAGAAUGGGAGGAGCAUCGUGUGCCCCUUCGUGGAGGUGGAGGUUUGCGGCUCCGAGUAUGACAACAGCAAGAACAAGACGGAUGUCGUAGCUGACAAUGGCUUCAACCCCGUCUGGCUCUUCAAGCAGUUCGUCUUUGACAUCAACAACCCCGAGUUUGCCUUCCUCCGCUUCGUGGUGUAUGAGGAGGACAUGUUCAGUGACCCCAACUUCUUGGCACAAGCCACCUUCCCUGUCAAGGGUCUCAAAACAGGCUAUCGGUCGGUGCCGUUGAAGAACAGCUACACCGAGGACCUGGAGCUCGCCUCCCUCCUCAUCCACAUCGAAAUCAUCAACGCCAAGGAGGAAGAUGAGGAGAACCUCUACUCGUCCAUCCAGCAGCUCCGGGACCGUGCCAGCGAGCUCUCCAGCCAGGUCUCCAGCUACGAGCGCACCAACGGCUGCGAUUCCCGCUACCAGCAGCGCCUGGACGAGCUCCGGGCGGCCCAGGAGCGGCUCAUGGAGCUCACCGAAGUCCGCAACCGCAAGUUGAUGGAGAAGAAGAAGAGGGACCGGCAGAUGGUCACCAAACGCAGCUGAGCUGGAGGGACUCGAGCUGAGGAGCUCCCCCAGCCACCUCCUCUCCUGCCACAAAGGGAGGUGGGGUGGCCACAUCCGGACCUCCCACCACGCCCAGGGCUGGGUGACAGCAGCGUGACAAAUUCGGGGAUGAAAGGGGGCCUUGGGUAGCUGUGCCUGUGACGGGGGUGAGGCGGGAGGUGGGACGCUCUGGCUCCAAUCCCAGGUGCCUCCAGCUUCAUCCCGUGUUCCCUGGGGCUCAAGGUCGCAUCCAUGUCCCCACGAGGUGGCCACAGUGGCUCUUCCUCACCCAACGUUCUCAAUGUCCCACCAUCCCAUGGCAGCCCCAUGACCGAUGGGGAAACUGAGGCACAGGGGCCCAGCUGGCCCAGGAUGGGGCAGGACCGGGCCACCUCGAUCCAGGGCACAGGUGUCAGGACUGGCUGGUGGUGAGGCACCAGGAUGGGGACACAGGGGACACUUUUGGGGGGGUUAGGGGGGUGUUUUGCUCCCUGGCUAUAAAUAUCUGUAUUUUCUUCUUUUAUCCAGCGUGUACAUACGGCGUGGGGGGAGGGAGUGUCUGUACCAGCCACAGUAUUAGGGCACAAGGGGGACCCCAAAAUGUCCAGAGAUGUCCCAGCAUGGGACCAAGGGAGCAGGGGACCAAUUGUGGGGCUGUCCCACAAGGCAGAGUGGCCUGUGACAGGGUGCCCUGAGUAGGCAUCUGGUAAACACAGGCAGCAAGGUGGCCCCAGAGGGGACAGGGAUGUCCCCAAGGUGACCUAGAAUUGUCACCAAACUCUGGGAAUGGGGACAGAUCCUGCCAGUAAAGCUAGCUGAGGUGGUGGCCAGCCCAGCGAUGGCUGGGGACAUCUUGGGGUGUCCCCUGGGGUUGGGGUGUCCCAGCAGGGGGGACCUGUGUAUUCUUUGUAUGAAAAUAAAUCUAUUUAGCCAAUAUUUAUA